Cyanidioschyzon merolae strain 10D is the source of this 219-nucleotide messenger RNA. RefSeq names its product 60S ribosomal protein L29. Bases 1 to 219 code for a protein of 72 amino acids. Gene Ontology annotation, molecular function: structural constituent of ribosome. The transcript has a single exon. The record is from RefSeq and is a predicted model, not a curated record. Gene Ontology annotation, cellular component: cytosolic large ribosomal subunit; ribosome. Lineage: Eukaryota; Rhodophyta; Bangiophyceae; Cyanidiales; Cyanidiaceae. Gene Ontology annotation, biological process: cytoplasmic translation.
AUGGCAAAGUCAAAGAACCACACAAACCAUAAUCAGUCACGGAAAGCGCAUCGCAACGGAAUAAAGCGGCCCCGUAGUCACCGGUACGCGUCAACGAAAGGAAUGUACCAAAAGUUUCUGCGGAACCAGCGGUUUGCCCGGAAGGGUUCGGUGCUGGCUCUGAAACUUGCACGAAGACAAGCGCGCAGAGCCGCGGAGCAGAAAAUGGAGACGGUGUAG